AUGUCCCAAGAUUAUCAUCAUCACCAAGGAAUCUUUUCCUUCUCUAAUGGCUUCCACCGAUCAUCAACCUCUCAUCAGGAGGAAGUUGAGGAAUCUGCUGUCUCCGGUGCUCCGAUUCAGGUAUAUGAAACAGCCGGAAUGUUGUCUGAAAUGUUUAGUUUCCCCGGCGGUGGCAACGGUGGCUCAGGCGAGAUUCUUGAUCAAUCUACUAAACAGUUGCUAGAGCAACAAAACCGUCAGAACAACAACAACAACUCGACUCUUCAUAUGUUACUACCAAAUCAUCAUCAAGGUUAUGGUUAUGCCAACGAGCAACAACAACAUCACUUCACAUGGCCAUCUUCCUCCGAUCAUCAGAGUCAAGGAGAUAUGAUCGGGACCGUACACGUGGAAGGUGGGAAAGGUUUAUCUUUGUCUCUCUCAUCCUCACUAGCAGCAGCCAAAGCAGAAGAAUAUAGAAGCAUUUAUUGUGCAGCCGUUAAUGGAACUUCUUCUUCUUCUAACGCUUCGGCUCAUCAUCAUAAUCAGUUCAAUCAGUUGAAGACUCUCCUUGAUAAUUCUACUUCUCAUCAUCAAGUUGUGGGACAUUUCGGGUCAUCAUCUUCUCCCAUGGGGGCAUCUUCCUCUAUUGGAGGAAUCUAUACGUUGAGGAAUUCAAAGUACACGAAGCCGGCACAAGAACUGUUGGAGGAGUUUUGUAGUGUUGGGAGAGGAAAUUUCAAGAAAAACAAACUUACUAGGAACAAUUCAAACCCUAAUACUAGCGGUGGAGGAGGGUCGUCUUCGUCCCCCGGGGUAGCCAAUGAUAAUCCUCCUUUGCCUCCGGCUGAUCGGAUUGAACAUCAAAAAAGAAAAGUUAAGCUACUCGCUAUGCUUGAAGAGGUAGACCGACGGUACAACCACUACUGCGAACAAAUGCAAAUGGUAGUGAACUCAUUCGACCAAGUAAUGGGUUAUGGCGCAGCCGUUCCAUACACCACAUUAGCACAAAAGGCAAUGUCUAGACACUUCCGAUGUUUGAAAGACGCGGUUGCGGUUCAGCUAAAACGCAGCUGCGAGCUUCUAGGUGACAAAGAGACGGCGGGGGCUGCGUCCUCGGGGUUAACCAAAGGCGAAACGCCACGAUUGCGUUUGCUAGAGCAGAGUUUGCGUCAGCAACGAGCGUUUCAUCAUAUGGGUAUGAUGGAGCAAGAGGCAUGGAGACCACAACGUGGGUUACCUGAACGUUCUGUUAAUAUUCUUAGAGCUUGGCUUUUCGAGCAUUUUCUUAAUCCGUACCCAAGCGAUGCUGAUAAGCACCUCUUGGCUCGUCAGACUGGUUUAUCCAGAAAUCAGGUGUCGAAUUGGUUUAUAAAUGCUAGGGUUCGCCUAUGGAAACCAAUGGUUGAAGAAAUGUAUCAACAAGAAGCAAAAGAAAGAGAAGAAGAAGAAUUAGAAGAAAAUCAAAAAGAAGAUUAUCAACAAACAAACAACAGCAGCAGCAACAAUGACACGAAGCCCAAUGAAAGCAACUUCACUCUGGUUCAGACAAUAACUGCACAAACUCCAACAAUGACGAUGAUGACGCCGACACCUCACGAAAACGACUCUUCGUUCCUCCCCUCCGUCGUAACCGCCGCUCGUCACAGCGUUUCAGACGCUUUCACCACUGUCACGUGUCAGCAAGACGUCAGUAAUCACUUCCAGGUUAACGAUGGUGUCAUAAGAUUCGGAACCAAACAGGCUGGUGACGUGUCACUCACGCUUGGUCUACGCCACACUGGCAAUAUGCCUGAUAAUAAGAACCCUUCUUUCUCCGUUAGAGACUUUGGAGAUUUCUAGACUGCCUUCGUCGUUUCUCUGUUGAUUAAUCAACAUAUAAUAGUGUUUUUUUUUUUUGCUUUUCUUUUUUGUCGGAAUAUGUAUUUGGUCUCAUCACAUACUCUUAAAAGUUUAUUUUUACUAGAUUCUUUAUCCGCGCUACGCGCGGAUUAUGUAUUUAAAUAUUUUAUUUAUUUAAAA
Molecule: messenger RNA, 2001 nt
Organism: Eruca vesicaria subsp. sativa (arugula)
Lineage: Eukaryota; Viridiplantae; Streptophyta; Magnoliopsida; Brassicales; Brassicaceae
Source: the annotation of a GenBank genome assembly